UUUAUCUCCUUCGCUUCGUUAACCAAUUUCAUCACAUUCAUCCUUAUCACAAUUCUCACUUGUUUAUCACAACUUUUUUCUUUCUCGCCUAAUUCGCGUCUCGCCACUUUUGCCUAAAAAAAACUGUUUGUUUACAUCGAAUUCGCUUAUUUUGAGGCGCCGACUCGCCGAAGUUUAUUUUUUACGCACUAGUAUGGCGAAUUCAUAGACAUUUCAGUUGACAAUUAAACCAGACGUAUAAAACUGUGUAAGAUUCAUUAGUACCGUGAAGAAAUUGAAGAAAAUUUAAUAUAAGUUUACAGUGAAGUGAUUUUUAUAUAAAAAUAGUUCCAAAGAUACCGCUACAACUUAUUCAACUGUUUUUAAAACAUAUAAAAUGAAAUAUUACGUGUAGUUGUUCAUUUUAAAUCCACCAUUCUACUUAACCUCAAAGUGGAUGUAUUUGAGAUUCCAUGAGACUUGCUAAUACAACACCACAUCGAGUAGACAAUGCUCUAUUAGUUGACAUAUACACUAGAACUUAAAAGGAAGAGUUAAUAGUUGCUAAUUUUUAACUAAUAUUAACUCCAGCAACUUGUUGCAUUAAAUAAAAUCCAUCAAAAUGUCUACCGGAGCGCUUGUACAGCAAUUCGUUGCUGGCCUCAAGUCGCGUAAUCGCAAUGUACAAAGCAAAGCAGCGCAGGAUUUAUUUUUAUAUGUUAAAACAGAACUGCGUGAAAUGUCACAGGAAGAUCUAGUAGCCUUCUUUGACGAUUUCAAUCAUCAAAUAUUCAGCAUGGUGAACUCAGCCGACAUCAACGAUAAGAAAGGCGCUGUUUUGGCCAUAAAAUGUUUGAUAAGCGGUGAUGUAGUUAAUACCAUGAAACGUAUUUCACCAUAUUACAAUCAUUUACGUACGCUUUUACCUUCCAAUGAUACAACCGUCAUGGAGAUCGCGGCGCGCACACUGGUGAAAUUGGCUAAUUUACCUGGAUCGAAGGGUGCUGAAUCGAUUGAUUUUGAUAUAAAACGGGCUUUUGAAAUGUUAAGUGGCGAUCGCCAAGAGUAUCGUCGUCACGCCGCUGUUUUUAUUUUACGAGAGCUCGCUAUAGCUAUGCCAACCUAUUUUUAUCAACAAAUAUCAACUUUUUUCGAUAACAUAUUCAAUGCGAUUUUCGAUCCCAAAGCAGCUAUACGUGAAUCGGCUGGAGAGGCUUUACGUGCAGCACUUAUUGUAACAUCCCAGCGUGAAAGUACGAAACAAUCGAGUGAACCACAAUGGUAUAAAACUUGUUAUCAGGAGGCAAAUGCAAGUUUUGUAGUCGAACCAGCUGGCACGAAGGAUCAGAAAGGCAUGACACGCGACGAUCGUAUUCAUGGCGGCUUAAUAAUUCUAAAUGAACUCUUUCGCUGUUCGCAUGCGGCUUGGGAGCGUCGUUAUGCUUCAUUAAAAGCUUUACUUCCCGAUGCGCAACAUAACAAAUUUGGCGAAGUUUUACACUCUGGCUCCAACUCAGUUGGUAGUCAACUAACCACCUUAGUGCCUCGCUUGAAAGCUCCAUUUAUAAGUAAACUUGGAUCGACACAUAUGCAUUUAGAACACGAAGGGCAACAUGGUGGACCACAUAAAUUUUUAUCGUCUACUGUGCUCGAGUCAGCAUAUUCGCGUGAGAUACUUACCGAAAACUAUAUAAACAUAUGUGAUAAUGUGCUCGAACAACGCAUCUCGAAAUCACCAUAUGUCCAGCAAGCGCUUCUGCAGAUACUACCACGUCUUGCUGCCUUCAAUCGUGAAGUGUUCGUCCAACGUUAUCUAGCAGAAUGUGUUAGUCAUUUGCUCAGCAUUGUACCACGCAAGGAGAAGGAUCGAAAUAUUGCAUAUGUAACCAUUGGCUAUAUUGCUGUGGCUGUAGAACGUGACAUUGAUAAGUAUUUACGAACAAUUAUGUGCGCCAUUAAAAUAGCUUUGCCACCAAAAAUCACACAAAGCAAACGUAAAGCUGCUAUUGAUCCAGCUAUCUUUCAUUGUAUUACUUUACUGGCGCAUGCGGUGAAAUCUGGUAUAACCGAAGAUAUACGCAAUAUACUCGAACAAAUGUUUUUUAGUGGUCUUUCACCUGCAUUGACCGUAUGUUUGCGCGAACUUGCCGAGAAUGUACCACAUUUAAAAUCUGCCAUUGCUGAGGGUCUCAUACGUGUACUCUCUCAAGUACUUAUGAAUAAACCACUGGUAAUGCCAUACCAAACAUUGGCCACCAUACCAUUAGAAGCAACUAUGAAUUUACAACAUGAUAUACCUACCGUUGUGCUAGCACUAAAAACUCUAGGCAGCUUUAAUUUCGAAGAACAAAAUAUGCUGGACUUCGUACAACGUUGUGCCGAUCAUUUCAUUAAUCAUGAGCAACAAGAAAUACGUUUAGAAGCAGUGCAGACUUGUACGCGCCUACUUAAACUCGCUGUACAAUCUGCUGACAGUUCAGAAAGCUCAAAUACUCUUAGCGAAACGGUAUCACAUGUUAUUGAACGCUUACUUAUUGUCGCCAUAACAGAUAUGGAUUGUAAUGUACGCAUAAGAAUAUUACGUUCCCUGGAUGAAACCUUUGAUGCUGAAUUGGCACAACCCGAAUCGCUUAGUGCACUCUUUAUAACGCUGAAUGAUGAAAUUUUUGAAAUACGCGAAUUGGCUAUGGUUACAGUUGGUCGACUGUCUGCUAUGAAUCCGGCCUAUGUAAUGCCUAAAUUACGUAAAAUUAUGAUACAACUGCUAACUGAGUUGGAACACUCAGGUAUGAGUCGUAACAAGGAGCAGAGUGCGAGGAUGUUGGAUCAUUUGAUAAUCAGCACACCAAGAUUGAUUUCCUCUUAUAUGCAUCCCAUACUCACCAUUCUGGUACCCAAGCUACGUGAAGCCGAUCCCAAUCCUGGUGUUAUUUUAAAUGUACUGCGCGCAAUAGGCGAUUUGGCUGAAGUUAACGGCGGUUCGAAUGAGAUGGAAAUGUGGGCGGACGAUUUAUUGUCCAUUCUAUUGGAAAUGCUCGGCGAUGCUGGCAGCCCUGAAAAGCGUGGCGUUGCACUUUGGACACUUGGUCAAUUAAUUAGUGCCACAGGUCGUGUGGUAACACCCUAUCACAAGUAUCCCGGACUCAUUGAUAUACUUAUAAACUUUUUGAAAACCGAACAACGCCGUUCCAUACGUCGUGAGACAAUACGUGUACUGGGUUUGUUGGGAGCAAUGGAUCCCUAUAAACACAAAAUGAAUAAGGGACUUAUUGACAGUCAGAAGGAUAGCGUACUCAUUUCGUUGAGUGAUUUUAAAAUGGAUGAAAAUCAAGACAUUUCCACUGCUGAGCUGCUUGUGAAUAUGAGUAAUGCACUGGACGAGUACUAUCCCGCUGUAGCGAUUGCAGCUCUAAUGCGCAUUUUACGUGAUCCAACCCUGAGCAGUCGCCACACGAGCGUCGUACAGGCAAUCACUUUCAUAUUCAAAAGUUUGGGUAUAAAAUGUGUACCCUAUCUGGCACAAGUGUUGCCCAGUUUGUUGGAGAAUGUACGCACGGCUGAUAUAAAUUUACGUGAAUUUCUCUUCCAGCAAUUGGCCAUAUUGGUGCAGAUCGUUAAGCAGCAUAUUAUAAGCUAUAUGUGUGAUAUAUUUAAAUUAAUCAAAGAAUUCUGGACUGUUUAUACGCCACUACAGUUGACAUUAAUCAAUUUGAUUGAGCAAAUCGCCCUGGCUUUAGGCUGUGACUUCCGCAACUAUCUGUCGCAAUUAAUACCACAAAUUUUGCGUGUGCUUCAGCAUGACACGUCCAAGGAUCGCAUGGUAACCAAACGUCUGUUGCAGGCAUUGCAAAAGUUUGGCAACACAUUGGACGACUAUCUGCAUUUGAUUGUGCCACCAAUUGUGAAAUUGUUUGAUGCACCUUAUGUGCCACAGCAGGUCUCACUAGUGGCACUUGAAACCAUUGAUCAUCUCGCCUGGAUACUUGACUUCACUGAUUUCUCUUCACGCAUCAUACAUCCAUUAGUGCGUGUCCUCGAGGCCGAACCAGAAUUACGCGAACAAGCCAUGUCCACCCUUUGCUCACUGGUUAUACAGUUGGGCAAAAAGUAUCUUGUUUUUGUGCCUCUUGUUGAACGCACCAUCGCUAAGCAUCGUAUUGUCGAUUCAAAAUAUGAAAAAUUGUUGACGAAAAUUCAGAGUAACACCACUAUGUGCCUAGAUGAUGAAUUUCAUAUGCGCCAGAGUAAAUUUAAAUCCACCGAAUUAGUACCGCCAAAUAGUGGCAGCAAUUUCACCAUGAAACGUCUCAUGGUUUCUACCAGCAAUUUACGCGCCGCCUGGCAGGUGACGCGUCGUGUGUCCAAAGACGAUUGGGUCGAAUGGCUAAAGCGCCUGUCCAUCGGUUUGUUGAAAGAGUCGCGUUCGCAGGCUUUACGCGCUUGUCAUGUACUCGCGCAAGAUUAUGACAAGUUAUUGCGUGAUCUAUUUAAUGCGGCUUUUAUCUCAUGUUGGACCGAACUUUCGCAGGAGCAUAAACAUGAGCUAACACAGUCGUUGAUACAAGCUUUGCAAGUAACUGAUAUGCCGGAAAUUACCCAAACUAUUUUGAACUUAGCCGAAUUCAUGGAACAUUGCGACGACGAUUCAAUACCAAUCGAAACCAAGUUGCUCGGUACACGCGCCAUGGCAUGUAGAGCAUAUGCGAAGGCAUUGCGCUAUAAAGAAGAGGAAUUUCAAACGCAUAAAGAUCCACAGGUGCUCGAAUCACUCAUUCUCAUUAACAACAAAUUACAGCAAAAGGAAGCGGCUGAAGGUCUGCUUACCACCUAUCGUAAUGCCAGCAACGAGUUCAAGGUACAAGGUCGUUGGUAUGAAAAACUUCACAACUGGGAGCAAGCACUAAAACACUAUUCCGGCAAUCUGAAAGACAACAGCAAUGAUCUAGAAGCGCGUUUGGGACACAUGCGUUGUCUGGAAGCUUUGGGCGAAUGGUCCGAGCUAAGUACCGUGACAAAACAGGAAUGGGAAAAUUUAGGACGCGAGGCAAGGUCCCGUGCUGGACCGUUGGCUGCAGUCGCUGCUUGGGGUUUGCAGGAUUGGGAAGCCAUGCAAGAAUAUGUACGUUGUAUACCGGAAGAAACACAAGACGGCAGUUUCUAUCGAGCAGUACUAGCCGUACACAAUGAAGAUUUCGAGACAGCACAACGCUUGAUUGACGGCACACGUGAUUUACUCGACACCGAACUCACUUCCAUGGCAGGCGAAUCAUAUGAGCGUGCCUAUGGCGCUAUGGUGUGUGUACAGAUGUUAGCUGAAUUGGAGGAGGUUAUACAAUACAAACUCAUACCGGAGCGACGCGAACCGCUGAAGAGCAUGUGGUGGAAGCGCUUGCAGGGCGGUCAACGUCUAGUCGAGGAUUGGCGACGUAUCAUACAAGUUCACUCAUUGGUUGUGCGUCCUCAGGAAGAUGUGCACACUUGGUUGAAGUACGCCAGUCUGUGUCGCAAGUCCGGCUCAUUACAUUUGUCACAUAAAACACUGGUCAUGCUGCUGGGCACAGAUCCAUCCACACAACCCAAAGAUCAAUUGCCUUACAAUCAGCCACAAGUCACAUACGCCUACACCAAACACAUGGCCGCCGCAGAAAACAUGCAGGGCGCCUACGAACAGCUCAGUUGUUUCGUCAAUGCAUUCCAAGCUAAAUUGAAUUGCAUUGGACCAGAUGAGGCUGCUAAACAAGAUCAUCGUCUACUCGCGCGUUGCUAUUUACGUCUGGGCAAAUGGCAGAACAAGCUGCAGAGCUCGCUGGAGCCGGAAAUUGUGCAAGGUGCUUUGGAUUGUUUCGAGAAGGCAACCGAAAAUGAUCCCACCUGCUACAAGGCGUGGCAUUUAUGGGCGUACAUGAAUUUCAAAGUGGUACAAGCACAGAAGCAGCAACUUGAUAAACUAGCGCACACAGCCACGAAUGGAGAUAUAUUGCAGGACAAGGAGAAGCUCAUUAUCGAACACGCAGUGCAGGCAGUUGAUGGCUUCUUCCGAUCGAUUAGUCUCAUUAAAGGCAAUUCGUUGCAAGACACCUUACGUCUACUAACGCUUUGGUUUGAUUAUGGUCAGUACUCGGAAGUGUACGAUGCGCUUUUGACCGGCAUGAAGACGAUAGAGAUUAACACUUGGCUGCAGGUUAUACCACAAUUGAUUGCGCGUAUCGACACUCAUCGCAAACUUGUCAACCAACUCAUACAUCAUCUACUCAUAGACAUCGGCAAAUAUCACCCACAAGCGCUCGUUUAUCCACUCACAGUGGCGUCGAAAUCAGCAUCGGUGGCGCGCAAAAAUGCGGCCUUCAAAAUUUUGGAAUCCAUGCGCAAACACUACCCCACAUUGGUCGAUCAGGCAAUGAUGUGCAGUGAGGAAUUGAUACGCGUUGCCAUACUUUGGCACGAGCAAUGGCAUGAAGGUCUCGAGGAGGCCUCGCGUCUCUACUUUGGUGAUCGUAAUGUGAAAGGCAUGUUUGAUAUAUUGGAACCACUGCAUGCGCUGCUCGAUCGUGGUCCACAAACGCUGAAGGAGACCUCGUUCUCUCAGGCAUACGGUCGUGAACUAACCGAGGCUUACGAGUGGACACAGCGCUAUAAAACGUCAUCGGCGUUGAUGGACUUGGAUCAUGCUUGGGAUAUAUACUAUCAUGUUUUUCAAAAGAUAUCACGUCAAUUGCCACAGCUAACCUCACUAGAACUGCCCUAUGUCUCGCCAAAAUUGCUGGCGUGUAAAAAUCUUGAAUUAGCUGUGCCCGGCUCCUACAACCCCAACCAGGAAUUGAUACGUAUCGACUAUAUCAAAACCAACCUUCAGGUGAUCACCUCAAAGCAACGUCCACGCAAGCUCUGUCUACGUGGCUCCAACGGCAAAGACUACAUGUAUCUGCUAAAGGGACACGAAGAUUUGCGUCAAGAUGAGCGUGUCAUGCAACUGUUCUCACUGGUCAACACGCUCUUACUAGACGAUCCCGACACUUUCCGUCGCAACUUGGCCAUACAACGUUACGCCGUCAUACCGCUGAGCACAAAUUCCGGUCUCAUCGGUUGGGUGCCACAUUGUGACACAUUACAUACGUUAAUACGCGACUACCGUGAUAAACGAAAGAUGGCACUCAAUCAGGAACAUCGUCUCAUGUUGAGUGUUUCACCCGACUAUGAUCACUUGACUUUAAUGCAAAAGGUUGAGGUGUUUGAAUGUGCGUUAGCGCAAACGCAUGGUGAUGAUCUCGCAAAAUUACUUUGGCUAAAGUCGCCCUCAUCCGAAGUUUGGUUUGAGCGACGCACCAAUUACACCCGUUCACUUGCUGUCAUGUCCAUGGUUGGCUAUAUACUCGGCUUGGGUGAUCGUCAUCCCUCCAAUUUGAUGUUGGAUCGUAUGAGCGGCAAAAUAUUGCACAUUGAUUUCGGUGAUUGCUUUGAAGUGGCGAUGACACGCGAAAAAUUUCCCGAGAAGAUACCAUUCCGGUUGACGCGUAUGCUAAUCAAGGCCAUGGAGGUGACUGGCAUUGAGGGCACCUAUCGGCGCACCUGCGAAAGCGUCAUGUUAGUAUUGCGACGCAACAAAGACUCACUCAUGGCUGUCUUGGAAGCGUUUGUUUAUGAUCCGCUGCUCAAUUGGCGUCUACUCGAUAUGGAUAAAAAUCAUCGCUCCAAAUCCAAUAACGAUCCAGGUGGCUCGGGUAUGUUGGGCGGUGGUAAUGGCAGUCUGAGCAACUCGGUAGAGGAACCACUCUUACAUAGUCAACUAAUGAGUGCAAAUCACAUGAUAGGCGGCCCAAUGAUGGUUGCGGACAUCACGAACAGCAAAGCGAGCAAAGUUAUCAAACGCGUGAAGAGCAAGUUAAAUGGCACAGAUUUCCAAACGCAGAAUAGUGUGGCGGUGCCGCAACAAGUGGAUCUGCUCAUACAGCAAGCGACAAAUAAUGAAAAUCUAUGUCAGUGUUACAUUGGAUGGUGUCCAUUCUGGUAAAAGAAAAUUGCCAAAUAAAGGCACUAGAAUAUUUAAGUAAAAGGGGAAGCACGAGGAAACCCUCUAAUUAAGUUGGGGGGAAUGCUGAAAAGUUGUCACAACUAAAGUAAAGUAUACUUUUCGGCAUAUAGUUUAAUUGAACUGACAUAUUGAUAAAAAAAAGAAAAUGCAUAAAUACAUACAUAAGUCGAAAAUCAUAUAAUUUUGCGCAUUUAAAAAUUUGCGUUUUUCGGUUUGUGUAGCUGCUUAAACGUCGCUCAAAGGUAUUAGAUAAUUGAAUUUUUCGUUUACUUUACUUAACUACUUAAAUACAUACAUAAUUGUAAAACCAUAAUUUUUCUCCAUAUAAAAUUUUAUGUACUUGAUAAUGUUUUGAAAAAGUUUUAAACUUUCAGAAAUAUGUAUUUUCUAACAUACAAAAUGUCAAGUGCUUAGAGUAGGCAUGACAGUAGAGCAAAUUUAUAAUUUCGUGAGAAAGAAACUGUUUUAAAUAUAAGCUAUAUGCAUACAUACGAAUAACCCUCUUCAGCUCUUUAAGUAAGUCUAAAUGUAAGCAAAAAAUGUUUUUUUCCAUAUACAGUUUUGUUAUUCGGUAUAUAUAACGCAUUAUAAGAAAUACCAAAAAUAAUUGUGGAAAAUAAAAAUUAUAUUACAUAAUAGUAAAAA
This is a messenger RNA of Ceratitis capitata (Mediterranean fruit fly), 8653 nucleotides long. It is a transcript of the gene Tor, whose product is annotated as target of rapamycin. The coding region runs from base 602 to 7987 and encodes 2461 amino acids. Gene Ontology annotation, biological process: TOR signaling; negative regulation of macroautophagy; protein phosphorylation. The record is from RefSeq and is a predicted model, not a curated record. The transcript has 6 exons. Gene Ontology annotation, molecular function: protein serine/threonine kinase activity; protein binding; protein-containing complex binding. Lineage: Eukaryota; Metazoa; Arthropoda; Insecta; Diptera; Tephritidae. Gene Ontology annotation, cellular component: TORC2 complex; nucleus; TORC1 complex.